Marasmius oreades (fairy-ring Marasmius) is the source of this 1760-nucleotide messenger RNA. RefSeq lists its product as uncharacterized. The record is from RefSeq and is a predicted model, not a curated record. Gene Ontology annotation, biological process: nucleoside triphosphate metabolic process. NCBI's taxonomy places the organism in Eukaryota, Fungi, Basidiomycota, Agaricomycetes, Agaricales, Marasmiaceae. The coding region runs from base 33 to 1679 and encodes 548 amino acids. Gene Ontology annotation, molecular function: nucleoside triphosphate diphosphatase activity; ribonucleoside triphosphate phosphatase activity. The transcript is spliced from 11 exons.
GCAGCAUUCAGUCUUGUCUCGGGCCACAUCCCAUGGCUCACGCCUCUUCUUCUAAGAAAGGCGUUAAAGAAAGCCCAUCCAGACCGUCAGUUGAAGAACGGGAACGUCUUCUUCAAGCCAGCGACGGGUACGAUGACGGCUAUUACGAGAAACCGACAGGUUCUGGGUUCUACGACGGCAAGCGUUCCAUUGACGACGGCGACGACGACCUUGAACGGGAUUCAACCGGCUGGUCUCGAAAGAAAAUCAUAACUGCAGCUUCCAUUCUGAUUGGGCUGCUUAUCCUUGGAGUUUUCGCGCGUGCGUUGCUACGAGUAUCAUCGAUUCCAACAGGACAAGACCAUCCCAACUUGGCUUUUCAUGGUCAGACCCUUCGUUCGAAUGGGACACAUGAUUUCAAGAGGACGGUCUUGGUUGUUUCUAUUGAUGGUUUGCGCGCGGAUUACCUGGAUAGAGGCUUAACCCCUCAUUUGUUGGAUAUCGCUAAGAAGGGGUUGAGGGCGAAGUCUAUGAUACCUGUAUUUCCCACGUUGACCUUCCCUAAUCAUUGGGCAUUAAUGACUGGUCUACAUGCAGAGACGCAUGGAAUAAUAGCGAAUAACUUUUGGGACCCAGCGUCUAAAACUGAAUUCCAUUACAACGAUAUUUCGUCUGCUUGGGUUUCCGAGUUUUGGUUGGGAGAACCUAUGUGGGAGACGGCUGGAAAGGCGGGGGUGAUUACUGCCAAUUUGAUGUGGCCCGGACCUCCCAAGACUACCUCAGGAGCUUCUCCUACAUAUUUUGUGCCAUGGAAGGACAAAGUUUCGUUGCGUACCAAGCUGAACCAGAUUUUAGCUUGGAUAGACUUACCCCUCGAAGAACGACCACAAUUGAUUAUGGCGUACGAACCAUCUCUCGAUCAAGCCGGACACCUAACUGGACCGAUGUCGGAAUUGGUUAAUCGAACCCUGGAGACAGUCGACACAUUCGCUCGUCACUUACACGACUCACUCGCCCAACGCAAUCUAUCCGAGAUUGUAGACGUUGUCUUCGUCAGCGAUCACGGAAUGGCGGACACUUCUCAUCCUACGCAUAUCUAUGUCGAUGACGAUGAUGUGCUUGGACUUGAUGGACUUGCUGCUGUGGAACACGAAGAUGGGUGGCCUGCUAUGGGGUUGAGAUUUAACACGCCUGCGAAUGAGAGUUAUUAUCUCGACAAGUUGUUGAAAGCUGAGAAGAACCGGAAGGAAGCUGAUAAGACGAAAGGAUUCCAUGUGUAUACGAGAGAGACGAUGCCCGAGAGAUGGCAUUUUGCGAAGCAUGAGAGGAUUGCACCGGUUUGGAUUGUACCGAAGUUGGGGUAUGUGCUUACCACCAGGGAGCAAGGGAAUGUUGGGAUGAGUAAAGGGAACCAUGGGUACGAUAACCAUGAAAAGUCGAUGCACGCGAUGUUUGUCGCCCACGGACCUUUUUCUGCUGUCGUCAAGUCUUUACACCAGUCUUGGAGUAUGUCUGCGAGAUUUCCGAGAAGCCUUCUACCAUGGAAGAACAAAGGAUGGCAUUCGACAUCGGACGAUACAUAUGUUAUGGACCGGUUUAGAAAUGUGGAGAUAUAUGGAUUGGUUAUGAAGCUGUUGGGGAUUGAAGAGCUUGCUGCGAAGACGAAUGGGACCAAUGGGUUUUGGGAUAAGUAUUUUUGAGUUAUGGGUAGAAUCCUCAUUUAUGUUACUCGUAGAGUAUUAUUUACUUGUUUCUCGCACUGGAUUCUUCGCUUCAAUCAC